GCGGAAGUGUGUGCCUUUUUACAGAGUGGGGUGGAGUCAAAUUCUGAGGGGGGGAGGGAAACAGGCGGUGCGGCCGGAGGGGGGUAGGCGGGCCGAGCGCUGCGGCCGGAGAUGGUGUCGGGCAGCUGUGGCGCUCGGCGGCGGAGGACACGGCACUAAGACAUUGGGGGCCAGGCUGCGGCUAGCCGCCGGGCCGUCCGGGCAUACUGAAAACACAGUUUUGAAAAGGAUUAUCACAUGUGAGUGACUGGGAAGCAGAUGACAGCAGACAUAGGAAGAUCUGUUUGGUGGAAAGAGAAUCUUGAGGGCUUGACAGUUUGGUGACAGAGAAUUUAAUUUCUUUGCUUGGAAUACACGUUAUGAACCCUUUCUGGAGCAUGUCUACAGGUUCUGCACGCAAGCGAUCUGAUGGUGACGAGAAGACAGUGACUGGGGACCUGAAAAUUAGUCCGCCACGAACUGCUCCAAAGAAACAGCUGCCUUCUAUUCCUAAAAAUGCUCUGCCGAUAACUAAGCCUACAUCUCCUGCCCCUGCAGCACAGUCAACAAAUGGCACACAUGCCUCUUAUGGACCAUUCUACUUGGAAUAUUCCCUUCUUGCUGAAUUCACCUUGGUUGUGAAGCAGAAGUUACCUGGUGUCUAUGUGCAGCCAUCUUACCGCUCUGCAUUAAUGUGGUUUGGAGUAAUAUUCAUACGGCAUGGACUUUAUCAAGAUGGAGUAUUUAAGUUUACAGUUUAUAUCCCAGAUAACUACCCAGAUGGUGAUUGUCCACGCUUAGUAUUUGAUAUCCCCGUCUUCCACCCGCUAGUUGAUCCUAUCUCAGGUGAAUUGGAUGUGAAGAGAGCAUUUGCAAAAUGGAGGUUGGUAUUUUCUUUCUUAUUGAUAGAAUAUUGCAUGAAGGAGCCUUGGAGUCUUAAAUCUUCCCAUUUCUCUUUUAGGAGGAACCAUAAUCACAUUUGGCAAGUACUGAUGUAUGCACGACGAAUUUUCUACAAGAUUGAUACAACUACCCCUUUGAACCCUGAGGCUGCAGUAUUGUAUGAAAAGGAUGUUCAGCUUUUUAAAAGUAAAGUGGUUGACAGUGUCCAACUAUGCACUACUCAUUUGUUCGAUCAGCCUAAAAUAGAAGAUCCCUAUGCAAUUAGUUUUUCUCCAUGGAAUCCCUCUGUACAUGAUGAUGCUAGAGAGAAGAUGCUGACUCAGAAAAAGAAGCCAGAAGAACAGCAUAGUAAAAAUCUCCAUGUUGCUGGCCUGUCGUGGGUAAAGCCUGGCUCAGUGCAACCUUUCAGUAAAGAGGAGAAAACAGUAACAACUUAAAUGAAUUUCUGAACGUUGGUGCACUGAGCACUUUUCUGCUGGUGAAGGGAGAAGAGCAGGAAGACGUUUUUCUGCUGGACUCUGGACUAGUUAAGCUGACCAAUGGCCGUGACUGUAAAGAGUAAAACUGCUCGAACAAAGACUGAUUUUUGAUGUUUUACAUAUACAUCUUAGGUUCUAACAGAAUUUUGGAAGACUUCUCUUUAAAUAAUGCAAUACUUCUGUUAGAAGUUUCUUUAGGGUGGUUAUCUAGUUUGAGUACUCCAGAUUAUUGGGGAUUUUUGCAGGGGCUUUUAAACUUAUUUUUCUUCCCAGAAAUAGCCUUUUUUAAAAUCUAAUUGGCUGAAAUAUUAGGAAAUCUGAAGCUGAAGGCAAGGUAAGCUACUACAUUCAUUUCAACUAAUAUAGCAGAGACAGAGUUUAACACUAUUUAAUGGUCUUGAAAUCAAUGGUUUCAAUUGUAAAUAUGCUAGAAUAUGGAAUUGUAUAUAGAGCUGGUUUAGUAACUCAGCACUUUUAAGUGAAAGAUAAACUGAGACUGUUAGUCUUAGCCUACUGUUUUACUGAUUAAAUAUAAUAUUGUCACCGAAGCACACAUUAGUCUGAUGAAAGGAGACCAUAACACUAUGGUUGAUUUGUUUUUGGUGUGUUUUCCCCAAAGCAAACUACAGUUGUAUUUUAAGGGUUAUGUCUUUUGGGGACCUCUAAAUAAAAAAGUUCCUGAUAGGAGUCAAAGGUAAAUAUUUUAAUGACACUGAGGUGCCUGCUCUGCUAAGUGUGACUAAUGUGUGUUCAAUAGUGACAAAAUAAAUUGGAAAAAACAA
Antechinus flavipes (yellow-footed antechinus) is the source of this 2143-nucleotide messenger RNA. It is a transcript of the gene AKTIP, whose product is annotated as AKT interacting protein. Lineage: Eukaryota; Metazoa; Chordata; Mammalia; Dasyuromorphia; Dasyuridae. The record is from RefSeq and is a predicted model, not a curated record. The transcript has 10 exons. The coding region runs from base 360 to 1319 and encodes 319 amino acids.